AUGACGCUGAUGGUGCCGCGCUCGAUUGUGCUGGCGGCCAUGGUCGUGAGUUUUACGCGAGGCACUGACAAGGUCUGCACCUUCGUGAAUGAGCCGAAGAUACCCUACUUCUGGGAUGAGAAAUGCGUGGUGGAGUCCCUGGGCUGCUGGGCGGAUGGCGUCCACGCGCAGUGCCGCUUCUGCGGCAAGGCUCCUUAUGUGCCCAUUGAUUGCCCGCCGGAUGCGACGGUCCCCCUGGUGAAGGAGUGCAACUUCAAGAACCCUCCGGU
This is a messenger RNA of Symbiodinium necroappetens, 269 nucleotides long. The record is from the annotation of a GenBank genome assembly. NCBI's taxonomy places the organism in Eukaryota, Dinophyceae, Suessiales, Symbiodiniaceae.